UGGCGGCCUCCGGCUGAGUUUAGGCAGAAUUUCCGGAAGUUUUCUCACAUUUUGACCUAAGCUACAACGACUUAACGGGUGAUAUCAACAUAAGGUUUUUCUACAAGAGAAAGAGAGAUUCUGCAGUACCAUGCCGAUCCACAAGGUGCCGGUUGUGCACAAGUUUGGGAUUAUUUCCCACUCUCAGCGUCUGGAGCUGCAGGAAAGGCUGCUGAGGCAGGGUCUGGAUCAGACGGUCAGCACACAUCGCAUGCAGACUGUUACCAGAAACCCUCUGGAAGUGACAGAAGGUUUCAUAAACCAGUACAACGAUACCACAGACUACAAGGAGAAGGAGAGACUAGAUGACAAGGCCAGGAAAAUGAUGCUCAGGAUCAGGAGAAGAACAGGACUAAAGGAUGGAGGGGUAGGGGACCAUGUCAACCUUCCCAUGGCCUGGUCUGAACUCGCCAUGUUAGCACAGUGUAAGGGGAAAGUACAGGAAGAAUGUCUGGAAGUCCUGAUCACAUCGUUGGACCAGGCACCACUGUCCGCCCACCACAUCCCCAGCCUGUUCUUCCUGGCAGAGACCACCCUGUACUGGCUACGGACCGACGCAGUCAACCAGCCCUUCCUCCGAACUGCAGAGCUCAAACUACUGAAGAUGGGUCAGCUGACGUUCACACGACUGUUGUACCACCAGCUGGUCGGUCAUCUGGAGGGUCAGGCAGAGUUCAAGAACAGACUGGUCACUUAUCUGGACGGUUUCUCGGAGUGUCAGGAGGCGUACAGUCCGUACCCCGGGGCUCACCUGGCGCUCAGGUUCAUCUCCGAGGUCGGCAGGAUCGUCAUCGGACGUCAGGCUGUGGACCCGGGGGAACUGAAGGAGGGGGACAAGGGACCCACACCUGAUGCUAGACACAAGACCCCCCAGCCUCGUACCCUGACCCGGGAGCAAACCUUCAUGUCCACAGCUCCAACCUCAGGCGGGGUGCACGAUGUCAGUCCCACACUGUGGCACGCACUGGACGUCUGGAGGUGUGUAAACAACAACAGUCAAGGGCUGAAGCAAGCUCUCCACGGAUUGGCUGAGUGUGGCAUGGGGCUGGCCAAUGAGAGUUGGCUAGAUGGCGUCUGCGCGGUGAAUAUCGUAGCAGAGGCAGCGAUACAGAACGUGCGCGCUCUGCGGAGCCUGCAGGACCUGGGCCGAGGGCUGGACCCGAACGUUGCGCCCGCGGCGCCCACACCCGAGGACUUCCACAGCUUCGAGCUGGACCUGUCCGAACCUGCCGACAGCCUGAAGAGUGAACCACAUCUUAUGGAAGACAUCACAGGAGAAGACACGGAGCCAGAACUGCUCGGAGUCGGGACAAGCAGGCGGAGACGUCGGCGGUCCAGGAGGGGCUACGAGUCGGGAACGGACGUGAGCGCUACGUCUGUCAACAAGUCUGUGUCUGUCACAGCGGUCGCAAGCACACCGCCUGACAGACAUGUCAUGUCGUUUACGUCGGAGAGCGGGCCUCAAUCCCGUUUGUCGCACAUCAGCGCGGGAAGCGAGCCCGUCACUGAGCCAGAAAUCAGCAGCAGGGACAGUUUAGACUCUGCAGGGGGGAUCAUGAGGCAUCCUGGGAUUGAAGCACUGAAGCAUGAUGGGAUUGACACCACGGACAGUGACCUUGAGCCAGGAGAGGACAGCGAAAUUGAACCGACGGAAGACAACGUCCUUCAGGACAGCUCAGGCGACAAAAAUGGCUCACCCGAAGACUUAGACAUGAAAAUCACAGAAAUGGACUUGAACAGAGCUACCCAGAGUGCACCUGGAGGCAUGCUGCCUUUGAAAAAGCCAAUCAGAAAGAGCCUCCACUCACAUGACAUGCACCGACCAAUGGGAAGCCAGCACAUGGCCAGCCAAUCAGAAGGGCCGACACAGGAGUCGGCAGAAGUGAUACCGGACACAGCGCAUCAUGCAGAAAUGGGCUCUGAGUUUCCUGAGGGGCGCGGCACACCAGCCAGCGAGAGACUCACCUUUGCAAAUCUUCCUCUCCCUGAGGUACCAGGUAUUGCAGGCUGGCGGUGGGAAGUGGCGUAUGUCUUCACAGAAGCCCUGGGUUAUGUCGCUCUACACGGUAUCACCUCGCAAAUCCAGAAACUGGCACUCGUUGGAAUCAAGAACCCAUCAGAGUUGUUUCCCCCAGACUACAACAGUGCGUGUACAGAGAGCGCAGGGCUGUUAGAUCUGGCAGAGUUCAACCCUCAGUAUGAAGUAGAGGAGGAGGCUGUGGAACUGCCUGACUGGAUGUGGAGAGUGCGUUACGGUGCAGUUCAGUCUCUGGUCAAAGUGGGGCGCUGCUGCCAGGCGGACAAGACCAAGGAGGGCCUGCGUACAGCGGUGUGGGGCAUGCUGGUCCGGGUCCAGUCUCAGGAACAGGACGUCAGGGUCAUGGAGGCCUUCAAAGUUGGGCAGGUGGAGGCAGAAGUAGAGACGAGUCAGCACAAUGAGAGUGUCCCGCGAUCCUCCACCAUCUUUGCCAAGAUGGCCGCCAGUCUGGCAGAGAUCUACCUCCCCCCGCUGCCUGCAGUAACCCCCCGGACCGCCAGGGGGCCGCUGACGGCCAGGUCCCACCCCCCACGGUCACGCAGUGUCCCUGUAACCCCCUCCCCCGGAAAACAUCCUGUCAGGACAUCAUUAAGGUAA
This is a messenger RNA of Branchiostoma belcheri (Belcher's lancelet), 2674 nucleotides long. RefSeq names its product transmembrane protein 232-like. NCBI's taxonomy places the organism in Eukaryota, Metazoa, Chordata, Leptocardii, Amphioxiformes, Branchiostomatidae. The coding region runs from base 131 to 2674 and encodes 847 amino acids. The record is from RefSeq and is a predicted model, not a curated record. The transcript is spliced from 15 exons.